GUAAACAAAAUGCACAUGGGACAUUUUUUCACUGGGAUUUCGUAUGAAAUUUCUGGCAAAUGGCAUCAGUGUUACCUAUUGUUGACAGCGAAAGCAAACACGAUGGCAUUUUAGAACAAGUGUGGCAAAGAAUUGUUGGGAGUUCAGAGCAGGCUAUGACCCUCCUUCCUGACAUUAUUGAUUGUUAUUCAGAGUCUCACAGACAUUAUCAUACUAUACAUCAUAUUAUCAACAUGCUAAAACUGUGGUCUAGCCACCAGCAACAUUUGAAACAGCCGUUAUUGGUUGCAUUGGCAGUGAUAUUUCACGAUGUGAUAUAUGACCCUAAAAGAGAUGACAACGAAGAAAGAAGUGCAGAAUUCUUUAAAAAAUUUGCCAGAGAAAUGAGAUUGCCCUCAGAAGAAAGCGAGUUGGUUUCAGGGUGGAUUGUUUUAACCAAGAGUCAUAAGACACCUGUCCAUGCCACUCCAGGGUUUUAUGGAAAGGAAGACUGGCACUACCUCCUGGACUUUGACAUGGCUGUGCUUGGUUGGCCUGAUGAAGACUAUGAAAAGUACUCUGAUCAGAUUCGACAAGAAUAUAUCCACAUACCUUCUGAACAUUUUAAUUCAAGAAGGGUCCAGGUUUUACAAUCAUUCCUUCAAAUUCCCAACAUUUAUGCCACUAAAGAGUUCAGGGACAAGUUUGAAGUUCAGGCAAGAAAAAAUAUUCAGGAAGAAAUCAGGAGACUACAGAAUUCUUUAUUGAAAGGUGAAGCUAUACUCCAUGCAACUCCGUUUUCCUGCUGUGUAUUGCCAAAAUUCAUUCAGGACCCAGGGAACUUUUUGGAGACACUGAAAGAUGAACUUUUGGAUCAGGUUUUCUACCAGAAAAAUAAUGACUUAUACAAAUUCCAGCAGAGUAAUGACUUGAAGAAGAUCCACACACCCUGUGUGAAGAUGCUGUGCCAGUUCCUAUAUGGAGAUGUUCUUCAGUGGAUGAGAGAAGUGACAGGAAUUCCACUCACUGACAAAGUGGACUUGACUUGCUCUAGAUAUGAUGAUACUGAUGUUCUACUUUGCCAUGAUGAUGAACUUGACAGCAGGAGGAUAGCAUUCAUCUUAUAUCUUGUUCCACCUUGGAAACAGAGCGAUGGAGGAGCCUUAGACUUGUUUGAUAUGGAUGAGCAUGGGCAGCCAAAAACAGUUGUUAAGUCUGUACUUCCAGCUUGGAAUAACUUUGCUUUCUUUGAAGUUACUCCAGCAUCUUUUCACCAGGUUGCAGAGGUUCUGACAUCAGACAAAACCAGGCUAUCAGUGAAUGGUUGGUUUCAUGGUCCCACAGUUCCCAGGAGUGCACCACCCUAUGAUGAGCUACCAAGACCUCUGCAAAAAUAUGUAUCAGUGCCAGAAGAAUUUUUGUAUGAAUGGAUCAAUCCAAUCUAUCUAGACAUGGAGGUACAAGCAGAAAUCCAGGAAAAGUUUGAAAAUGAAUCGGAGAUACAGUUACAAGAUUUCCUAAAGGAAGAAAAAUAUAAUGCAGUUAUGGCAGCACUUAGGACAGAUUCUGUAAAGUGGAAUUUACAGAAUUCCCCACUAAAAAGGAAAUAUCACAGUGCCAAUGAAGAAAACCUACCAGAAAUCUUAAAGCAGUGUCUUACUUUCUUCAGCUCUGAAGCAAUGUUUCUCAUAUUGUCAAACCUAACAGGAUUAACUUUACACAGACUUGCCAAUUACAAUGACAAUUCUGAUGCUGUUGCUGACAGGGAUGAAAACACUAAAAAUAUGGAGGAGUCGGCAACGAAAGAUAAUAUUGCAUCAAUAAAAGGAAAAUCUCAAAAAGAUAGUUUUGGUGGAUGCCAAAGUUCCAAUGAUAGUGAUGCUAGUGAUAAUAAUUCAGCAAAAAGACAGAAGCUUGACCCUGAUAAGGAAACACAAGCUACAGGCAAUAAAAUUGCUUGUAGCACAGACAGAGUGGCCCAAGCAGAGAAAAGAUACCCAGAUGAUGAGUGUUUUACUGGUAACCCAAGAUGUAGAGUGGAAGUAAGAAGCUGGUCACAUGGUUGCUACACAUUGAUGCACGAUAUUGAUGCAGAAAAGUCCGACUAUGCUCUGGAUGCUAUGCUGUUCUACAAUUGCAAAGGUUGGAAGCAGGAAUAUGGCGGAUACACAUCAUAUGUUGCAAAGGGCGAGGAUGAAGAGUUGCUAACAGUGAACCCCAUGGAGAACUGCCUGGCCUUGGUGUACAGGGACAAAGACACUAUGAGAUUUGUGAAACACAUAAACCACAAGAUACAAGAAAUGCCGGAUGGAUCAGUUUACUACGAUAUUUCAGCUGUGUAUUACGAGUGAAGGUGUAAUUUUUUCCCUUUGAGACAAUUACUUAUGUUGACAUAAAUAUUUACGUUAUAGUGCCCACAUGGAAGCUAUGUGACAGAAUGAAAUAGACAAAAGAAAACAAUUAUUUGCAAUGGAACUUAUACAUCUCAUACAGGAAGAAUGUGUAGAAUAUAAUUUAUGAAUUUUUAACAUUUAAAUCAGUUUUGUAUAAUCAAUAAAAAAAA
This is a messenger RNA of Lingula anatina, 2542 nucleotides long. Its product is annotated as prolyl 3-hydroxylase OGFOD1. Gene Ontology annotation, molecular function: iron ion binding; peptidyl-proline dioxygenase activity; L-ascorbic acid binding. The record is from RefSeq and is a predicted model, not a curated record. Gene Ontology annotation, biological process: peptidyl-proline hydroxylation; regulation of translational termination. Lineage: Eukaryota; Metazoa; Brachiopoda; Lingulata; Lingulida; Lingulidae. Gene Ontology annotation, cellular component: cytoplasm.